AUGCCACCAAAUGAGACACUCUUCUUGGAGUCCACGACCCGGAUCCAAAAGGACUCGAUCCAUUCUUUCAUGGACUUCCAGGUUUGGGAUUUCCCAGGUCAGCUCGAGUACUUCGAGUCUGCCUUCGACCUCGAGGAUAUAUUCGGCAGCCUGGGCGCUUUGGUUUGGGUGAUCGAUGCACAGGACGACUACCUGGACUCGGUGGCUCGGCUUAACCGCACCAUAUUGACCGUCCAGCAGUUCUAUCCGGGUAUCAACAUCGAAGUCUUCAUUCACAAGGUCGAUGGACUGUCGGAUGAGUACCGCACCGACACCUUUCAGGACAUUGUGCAGCGUAUCUCCGACGAGCUCAGUGAUGCUGGAUACGAGAAUGCACCUGUGCACUACUAUCUGACUUCCAUUUACGAUUAUUCUGUCUUUGAAGCCUUCAGCAAAGUCAUUCAAAAGCUCAUCCCCAACUUAUCCACACUGGAGAAUCUUAUCAACACCCUCGCCAACAACUGUGGGUUUGAAAAGACAUAUCUCUUUGAUGUUCUGAGUAAGAUUUACAUCGCCUCCGACACCCGACCUGUUGAUAUGGCUUGCUACGAGAUGUGCUCUGAUUAUAUCGAUGUGAUUGUCGAUAUUUCCGAGCUGUAUUCCUGGGAUCACCCAGUUCGCAAACGAUUAGGCGACCAGAUCCAAGAAGCAGAAAGCCACGUGGUGUUGCAUGAUCAGACGAUGAUCCAUUUGAUGGAGAUGAACAAGUACCUCUGUCUAGUGUCGGUGAUUCGCAACCCAGAAGCCAAGGACAAGCGAGGUCUGAUUGAUAUGAACUGCCGCACCUUCCAAGACGCCCUCAACGAAGUGUUCUCGCGCAGCUGGGAAGAAAGGUCUACGGCCCAAGUAGGAUCUGCAACUGCAAACAAGUGA
Messenger RNA from Penicillium coprophilum, 912 nucleotides. RefSeq names its product GTR/RAG family Ras-related GTP-binding protein. Gene Ontology annotation, cellular component: Gtr1-Gtr2 GTPase complex; nucleus; fungal-type vacuole membrane. The record is from RefSeq and is a predicted model, not a curated record. The coding region runs from base 1 to 912 and encodes 303 amino acids. Lineage: Eukaryota; Fungi; Ascomycota; Eurotiomycetes; Eurotiales; Aspergillaceae. The transcript is spliced from 3 exons. Gene Ontology annotation, biological process: regulation of autophagy; positive regulation of TOR signaling; cellular response to amino acid stimulus. Gene Ontology annotation, molecular function: GTP binding; GTPase activity.